AAAACUGUUCUAAUUUCGAUCAAUGAGUGGAUCACCAGUGUUUCUGAUUAUCGGCUGAACUGUUUACCUAUCCCCACGCGCAGCAAUUGGACAUUGAGAUGCUGAAACGCGAUCUGCAAAAAAUCACACUCAAGCUGUCCGAUCUCAAGGACUACGAGAUUGCCCGCCAGAAGAACAAGUGCAAGGGCGCCCCGCCAUCCAGGCUAUCCCAGGACGCCCUCACCGGAGACGAUGCCUCCACUUCGGGGACAACGGGCAGCUGCAGUUCCAACACGGAGACGGCCACGGAAUCUGCUUCGGGAUCGGGAUUGGGAUCGCGAUUGGUAUCGGGAUCUGGAUCGGGAUCGGGAUCUGGGUCCGGAUCGUACAUUACGGGAAUGGGCUACCGUUCGGAGACACCCUCCUCCGCAUCGUACACCACAUCGACGACCCCGACUCCGGCCACUCAGGAGGAGGUACUGCGGCCCUCGUCCGCCGUCACGGCCACCACCACCACCGGGACCACGAAUUCCGGCUCCACGGAUGAUGUAAGCGUGGCGGCCGUGGUGGAUGAAACGGAUACCAUUGACGAAAUCAGCGACGACAACUGGGUGGACCUGAAUGCGGACACCGACGAUACCGCUGACACCCACCAGGAGGAGCAGGAGCAGCUGCCGGUGGCGGAGGAGGAGGACGGGGCUAGGGGAGGAGCCUAGUCCUGACCACUUAUCGCGGUAUGAAAGCAUAGCGCAGCAGCUGCACUCGAAGCCCCCGUUUCACAUUCCAUUUAUCAUCACAUUUUGUAUACGCAACCAAGUAUAAUAACCCAUUGCAUGCUCCACUUA
This is a messenger RNA of Drosophila erecta, 824 nucleotides long. RefSeq names its product GPI-anchored CFEM domain protein A. Bases 99 to 695 code for a protein of 198 amino acids. Gene Ontology annotation, cellular component: anaphase-promoting complex. The record is from RefSeq and is a predicted model, not a curated record. The transcript has a single exon. Gene Ontology annotation, biological process: anaphase-promoting complex-dependent catabolic process. Lineage: Eukaryota; Metazoa; Arthropoda; Insecta; Diptera; Drosophilidae.